CCACUGACCACCACACUAGAGGCGCUCACGGGCUAGCUUCUACUUUGGAAACUGAAAAUUUGCCUAUAAAUUAAAUAAAACCCACAUAACCCAAAACCUCUCUCACUCUAUCUCUAUCUUUCUAUCUCCUUCUGUGCCAUGCAACAGUAAAAUUGGUCACCGAAAAUCUACAGAGUCCUUCAAUCCAAUCUAAUCCCAUUCCGUUAAUCCAAUGGGCACUAGUACCACCAUUUCAGUCCUGUUUUUGAUGCUCAUAGCCCUCCACAGUCCAAUCCAUGCCAAUCCCAUCAAAACCAUUGUUGUAAUUGUGAUGGAGAACAGGUCAUUUGACCACAUGCUGGGUUGGAUGAAGAGAAUCAAUCCAGAAAUCAACGGUGUGGAUGGCUCUGAGGCCAACCCUUUGUCCACAACUGAUCCAAACUCCAAGCGCUUCUUCUUCAAGAAUGAGUCUCACUAUGUGGACCCUGAUCCUGGCCACUCAUUUCAGGCCAUCAGAGAGCAAAUCUUCGGCUCAGAUAACACCUCAGCUGACCCGCCUCCCAUGAAUGGCUUUGCCCAGCAGGCUUUCUCCAUGGACAACACCACCAACAUGUCUCAAGAUGUUAUGAAUGGCUUCAACCCGGAUAUGGUUGCUGUCUAUAAAACUCUUGUUUCUGAAUUUGCAGUCUGUGACAGGUGGUUUGCCUCGGUGCCAUCCUCAACACAGCCGAAUCGCCUCUACGUGCAUUCAGGGACAUCAGCUGGGGCAACAAGCAACAUCCCAGCCCUUUUAGCCAAGGGCUAUCCACAAAGAACCAUCUUUGAAAGCGUUGACGACGCCGGAAUAUCCUUCGGAAUAUACUACCAAAACAUUCCGGCCACACUCUUCUAUAGGAACUUGAGGAAGCUCAAGUACAUAAGCAAGUUCCACAUGUAUGACACCUUCAAGAGCCAUGCAAAGCAAGGGAAGCUGCCAGGCUACACUGUCGUAGAACAGAGGUACUUCGACGUCAAAAUUGCCCCCGCAAAUGAUGAUCAUCCCUCGCACGACGUGUUCCAAGGGCAGAUGUUUGUCAAGGAGGUGUACGAGACACUGAGGGCGAGCCCUCAAUGGAACGACACCUUGUUGAUCAUCACUUAUGAUGAACAUGGAGGGUUCUAUGAUCAUGUAGCUACGCCGGUACAUGGAGUCCCUAGCCCCGAUGGGAUCGUGGGGCCGGAGCCUUUCUUGUUUCAGUUCGACCGGUUGGGAGUCAGGGUUCCGACCAUCAUGGUCUCACCCUGGAUUGAGAAGAGUACUGUCCUUCAUGGACCUAACGGAUCACCAUUUCCAACUUCGGAAUUUGAACACUCAUCCAUUCCAGCAACAGUUAGGAAGAUCUUCAACCUAUCUGCACCCUUAACAAAGAGGGAUGAAUGGGCUGGUACCUUUGAAGGCAUUGUUCAAACACGGACAGAACCCAGAACUGAUUGUCCAGAGCAACUACCAACGCCAGUCAAGAUAAGAACAAGUGAGCCUAAAGAAGAUGCAAGCUUAAAAGGAGAUAACAUAUUUACAAGCUACCCCAAAAAGACAGGGAAGGAGAUGACCGUCAAGGAUGGUAAGGAAUACGCAGAUGACGCAGUUAAACGAUUCUUCGAGGCAGGGCUUUAUGCUAAGAGAAUGGGAGUUAGUGAGGAACAGAUUGUCCAGAUGAGGCCCUCCCUUACUACAAGACCAUCACCCAUAGUUAACCAGACACCAUAAAUAGAUGAAAUGAAAACUGGUAGUGGAUCCUCAGGUGCAUAUGUAAAAAGCAGUCAUCUUUUUCUAUAUCUAUACAAAUCCAGGGAAAGAAAUUAAAUUAUCUCAUGAAAGUUUAGCAUUUCACGAUGUUUAUAUUCUUCAGUUUGCGGGCUUGUGUAUCAAAUUAUUUUUCCCAUCUCAACUUGGAAAAGUUUUUAAAUGC
This is a messenger RNA of Prunus mume (Japanese apricot), 1928 nucleotides long. Its product is annotated as non-specific phospholipase C2. Gene Ontology annotation, molecular function: hydrolase activity, acting on ester bonds. The record is from RefSeq and is a predicted model, not a curated record. Gene Ontology annotation, biological process: phospholipid catabolic process. Lineage: Eukaryota; Viridiplantae; Streptophyta; Magnoliopsida; Rosales; Rosaceae.